UGUUGCACACGUGAAAAACCCUACUGAAGAUCACGCUUUGGGACUAUGAUAACACGCACUGUUGCGUUGUGUUGAAACCUAAAUUGUAUUCCAUCAACAGUUUAUUUAUAAGGCUCACCACCGAUAAGAUUGUGAGAAAAGUCCUCUUCCGUUGUGAGAGUAGCUCUCCGAGGUGUGAGGAUGGAGGGCAGGGAGCAGAAGCGACACCAGCAGAAGCAGAGCGGGCCCAAGGCCCAGAGGAAGAAGAGACGGAAGCAGGGUGAGCAGGGGACUGAGCUGGAGAAGGACGAGCGCAAGAGGAACCCGCGAGCAUUCGGCGUGCAUUCAGCUGUUCGCAUGACCAGGACCUUCCACAGGACCCAAGAUAUAAAAACGAAGAAACAUCACAUCCCUUUGGUAGACCGCACUCCUCUGGAGCCUCCGCCCAUCGUCGUGGUUGUAACGGGGCCCCCAAAAGUGGGAAAGAGCACCCUGAUCCGCUGCCUGAUCAAAAACUACACACGGCAAAAGCUUUCAGACAUCUGUGGGCCUGUGACUAUAGUGUCUGGGAAGAAGAGGCGUCUGACCUUCAUUGAGUGCAACAAUGACAUCAACACCAUGAUAGAUUUAGCGAAAGUUGCUGAUCUUGUUCUGAUGCUGAUAGAUGCAAGCUUUGGCUUCGAGAUGGAGACUUUCGAGUUCCUCAACAUCUGUCAGGUCCAUGGCUUCCCUCGUGUCAUGGGCGUGCUCACACAUUUGGACUCCUUUAAAAACAACAAGUCGCUUAAUAAGACCAAAAAACGCCUUAAACAUCGCUUCUGGACUGAAGUGUAUCAGGGAGCCAAAUUGUUUUACUUGUCUGGAAUGGUGUAUGGUGAAUACCAGACACAGGAAGUGAAGAACCUAGGACGAUUUAUUUCAGUCAUGAAGUUCAGGCCCCUGAUGUGGCAAACGUCUCACCCGUAUAUCGUAGCUGAUCGAAUGGAAGACCUGACUGAUCCAGAGGCUAUUAGGUUAGAUCCUAAAUGUGACAGAACUGUCUCCCUGUAUGGCUACCUGCGUGGGACAUUUUUGAAGAACAAAGGCCAGAUUCACAUUCCGGGUGUAGGGGACUUCUCUGUGGAAGAUCUCAGCUUCCUUCCCGACCCAUGUCCGCUGCCGGAGUUGCUGAAGAAGAGGGCUCUAAAUGAGAAGGAGAGGCUGCUUUACGCUCCCAUGGCCGGCGUCGGAGGCCUGGUGUACGAUAAGGACGCAGUGUAUAUAGACAUGCCUGGAGGCCAUGUCAAACAGCAACAGGAGGAGAUGCGUCCUACCACGGAGAUGGUGCAGUCCCUCAUGGGCACACACACCACCCUGGAUGCCAAGAUGGCUGCCAGCAAGGUCUCGCUGUUCACAGGAACCGCUGCCCUGGCGUCAGAGGAAGUGCAGGAGAAUAGUGGGGAGCAGGGUCCCGUGGAGAGCCGAGUAUGGGACCCCGAGACGCGGCGAGAAAGGAGGAAAGCUGUGUUCAUGGAGGAAGAUGAGGAAGAUGGGAGCGAAGGCAGUGAUGAAGAGCUGUCCGACGAGGAGGGAGAAGAGGUUGAAGAGGAGAGUGAAGAAGGGCAAGAGGUGGAAGAGGAUGAGGAAGGAGAUGAUGAGAGUAUUCGGGACAAGGAGGAGGUGCGAAAGGAGGAGUGCCGAGCUGCGAAGGAGGAGGCACCUCCCCUCUCCCCGCUUGUGGAGGGCGGAGGGGCAAGGAGGGCCGUGACUGAGAGGCCUGCCUUCGCAGACAGCGAUGAUGAGCUGGAGAAGAGUGAGAGGGAGGAGGGGAGCGAGGAAGAGGAGAUGGCCGAGGAUGAGGAGGAAAAAGACGGCGACGAAGAGGAGGAGAUGGAGGAAGGGGAAGCGGAAGAGAAACACGAGAAAGGAGCCACUGUGCCUCCAGACUCUGGUCACUGCUCCGAGGAGGACACAGACGACGACAGCGACGAGGAGGAGGAGGAGGAGGAGGAGGAGGAAAAUGAAGGGGAUUCGGAGAUGGAUGAGCAAGUGAAUUCCGAACCACCUGGGAAGGAGACCGCAAAGACAAAGACGACUUGUGCUGCUAAGGAGGAGGAGAUGGAUGGCGCAGGGGAGGGGGAGCCGGGAACGGACACUCCAGGAGCGUUGCGGUGGAAGGAGAGUUUGGCCCAGAAGGCCACGGAGGCACACCUGAAACGGCAGCGUGCCGCCCCCAACCUGCGCAAGCUCGUCUACGGCACGGUGGUGGUGGAGGAGGAGGAGGAGGAGGUCGUAGACGAGGAGGACGAGGAGCUGGGCGGCCUGUUUCGCGUUAGCCGGCCGGAGAAGAGCAAGAAGGUCAGAGCGGACGCCACGGACUGCUCACGCUUCCAGCCGGACACCAGCCACGACUGGGACCAGGAGGAGAUGCUGGCCUCCAUUCGGGAUUGCUUUGUCACUGGGAAGUGGGAAGGAGACAAAGAUGCCACCACUCUGCUGAAGGAGGAUGAUGAACUCUAUGGAGACUUUGAGGAUCUGGAGACCGGAGAGGUUCACAGGGCAAAGCCCAGGCAGGGAGAUGAGGCGGAAGAUGAUGAUGAUGAUGAUGAUGGUGGUAGUGGUGAUGAUGCAGAAAAUGAGGAAGAAGAGGCUCCCUUGGUGAAGUUUGACGAUGAAGAAGCUCAGAAAAACAAGCGUCUGGAGAAGAAGAGGAGGCUGAAGGAGCGGUUCGAUGCGGAAUACGACGAUGGCGAUGCCACAUACUUUGACGAUCUCAAGGAGGAAAUGCAGAAACAGGCCGAGCUGAACAGGACUGAAUUCGAGGGCAUGGACGAUGAGAGUCGCGUCCAGUACGAGGGCUUCAGGCCAGGCAUGUACGUGCGACUGGAGAUCCCCGGCCUUCCGUGCGAGUUCGUCACCAACUUUGACCCCCACUAUCCCAUCAUCCUUGGCGGUUUGGGAGCCAGUGAGGGCAACAUAGGCUAUUUGCAGAUGCGUCUGAAGAAGCACCGCUGGUACAACCGCAUCCUGAAGACCCGGGACCCCCUCAUCCUCUCACUGGGCUGGAGGCGCUUCCAGACCAUCCCCCUUUACCACAUCGAGGACCACAAUGGCCGCCACCGCCUGCUCAAAUACACCCCUGAGCACAUGCACUGUGGCGCCUCCAUCUGGGGACCCAUCACCCCCCAGGGGACGGGCUUCCUGGCUGUCCAGAGUGUUGCAGGUACCCAGGCGAAGUUCCGCAUCGCAGCCACUGGAGUCGUCCUGGAUUUGGACAAAUCCAUGACUGUUGUGAAGAAACUCAAGCUGAUUGGCUACCCCUAUAAGAUUUUCAAGAACACCUGCUUUAUCCAGGGAAUGUUUAACACGGUGCUGGAAGUCGCCAAGUUCGAGGGCGCCUCCAUCCGUACAGUCAGUGGGAUCAAAGGGCAGAUAAAGAAGGCCCUGCGCACUCCACCCGGAGCCUUCCGAGCUACCUUCGAGGACCGCCUCCUCAUGAGCGAUAUUGUAUUCCUGCGUUCCUGGUACCCUGUUUUGGUCCCUCAGCUGUAUAACCCAGUGACGUCUCUGCUGAUGCCUGCCGGGCAGAAGGACAUGUGGACAGGAAUGCGAACGUUGGGGCAAAUCAAACACGACCUGGGAAUCCAGAACAAGCCCAACCAGGACUCUCUGUACAAGCCAGUGCUGAGGCAGAAGCGCCACUUCAACCCACUGCACAUUCCCAAAGAGCUCCAGAAGGCACUGCCCUUCAAGAGCAAGCCCAAACUGCGCGCCGCCAAAGGUCCCGCGCCCCGCGACCUCCGAAGACCCGCCGUGGUGCGCGAGCCACACGAGAGGAAGGUGGCAGCAUUGCUCAGUGCUCUGAGCACCAUCUACGCUCACAAGAACAAGAAGGCCCAAGCGGAGCAGCACGCGAAGCACAGGGACUUCCUGAAGCAGAGGGAGAAGCAGGAGGCCGAGAAGCAGAAGCGGCAGAGAGAAGAGAGAAAGAAGGUGUACCGUGCCAUGGGCCAGAAAGAGCAGAAAAAGCUAAAGUCUAGCCUGAAGGGCACUUCCAAGGAUGACUGAGCAUGCAUGGAACUCUGUGCUGGAGCCCGUGCCGCUCAACUCUGGCUCAGGACGGACCGGCUCCGGGGCUGCUACACGCUCACGAUGUGUGUGAGAUGAGUGUCACUGACUCAGUCCUCCUACCAGCUGCCCUGCCUGCCGAGGUGGCGCUGUGGGCAUCUGCAUUGUCAUGUGAGAUGUGGAGCUGGGUUUUGUGUGUCGUUUAAAAAUAGCGCCUCCAUAUGAGCGCACACUGCCUGCAACUGUUUGUGGUCAGUCCCAGCUGUGGAGGGCAAAGGCUUCUUGUCUUAUUCCCACCAGCCUGUUUGAUACCUUGCAAGUGCUUUAUAAUAUUGGUUUUAAUAAAAAUGUUCUUUGUUUUCUA
This is a messenger RNA of Electrophorus electricus (electric eel), 4390 nucleotides long. RefSeq names its product BMS1 ribosome biogenesis factor (gene bms1). The record is from RefSeq and is a predicted model, not a curated record. Gene Ontology annotation, molecular function: GTPase activity; U3 snoRNA binding; GTP binding. Gene Ontology annotation, biological process: ribosome biogenesis; maturation of SSU-rRNA from tricistronic rRNA transcript (SSU-rRNA, 5.8S rRNA, LSU-rRNA); endonucleolytic cleavage of tricistronic rRNA transcript (SSU-rRNA, 5.8S rRNA, LSU-rRNA). Gene Ontology annotation, cellular component: nucleus; 90S preribosome. NCBI's taxonomy places the organism in Eukaryota, Metazoa, Chordata, Actinopteri, Gymnotiformes, Gymnotidae.